Tremella mesenterica DSM 1558 is the source of this 1239-nucleotide messenger RNA. RefSeq lists its product as uncharacterized. NCBI's taxonomy places the organism in Eukaryota, Fungi, Basidiomycota, Tremellomycetes, Tremellales, Tremellaceae. The coding region runs from base 1 to 1239 and encodes 412 amino acids. The transcript is spliced from 3 exons. The record is from RefSeq and is a predicted model, not a curated record.
AUGCCUGAAACAAACCACGCGGGUGUCCCUGAUGUCCAUAUCAACACUAUGAUUUAUAAACCCUCGGGGACCGUCCUCGCCGAUCUCGUUCAUGAGAAAGCACAAUUCGACCCUGGUUGCGACUCUAAAGAUAAUUGUAAAUCUAAUACGGGUAUUCCAAACAUGCGCCAAAUCGACUCGGACCCUACCAUUCCCUGCCCACCUGGCUGGCACCAGUUUCAGAUUACCCUCCAUAACCUCAACAAUGCGACUGAAUCGUCCGCGAUUGAAGAAGCGACUGCAGUGAUGAAGAAGUUUGAUGGAAGAAUAAAGAUCUUGGGUACCAACAGAGAAGUGGUCAAGAAGGUUGAGAGCAAAUGGUUCAUCAUUGAAGGUGGAAGUACUACUUUGACCAAAGGCUUCCAACGGUCUGUUCGUAUUUACCCGAACCCUUCGGAAAUUGUCAAUGGAAAUGUCGAUUCAACUGUCAUGUCCGCCUUACAAAAAGCACUCGAUAUCCAUCCGGGGAAGCCAUCUCGCUGGAGCAGUUGUCGCGGAAACGAUCGUAUCACUGUCAUGCACUUUAAUCUUUAUCCGGCACGGUCCAGUUCUCCCCCUCGAAGUCACACUCCUCUCACUGUCAGAACUGCCACUGAAGCUGUUCUUUCCACUUACAAGAAACUCCAAUAUGAUCUCCGCAAACCUUGGGCUGUCACUGUAAACGGUGAUGUGGCCAGGGGUUUCGUCGCCAAUUAUAACCCGAAUCAAGUCGAUCACCUAGUAUCCCUGACCGAUCUUGGCUGGGAUUCCGGAGGUAGGCUAUACCACCUUCGCUUUUGUCGUGAUUCUCGAUUACUUCUCCCUACAUCUGGGACCACAAUCGCAACAUACAUUGCAGACGACGACCGUCACCCCAAUGCGUUCAGUAUCGAAACCAGACGUCUAUGUGAAGAAUACAAUCGGCUUAAUGACAAGAAGGACUUUGUAAAGAACUGUCGCCCCUCUGAUGAUGACUGUUGGUUUCUCUGUGAUCCGGCCACUCCAGAGCUUGCCCUCUGGCUACAAUCUCAACAACUAUCAUCCGGGUUCUUUUUCUCCUACGUAUACGGCCUCAACAGCAACCCGUCUAACUUCGACAGACGUAAGAUCCUCGCUACGCGACAAGAGAAGAUUGCCACGCUCAACGCUACAAGAACUCGGUCGUUCCCAAAUCACUGCUCGAGGGUAUCUCUACAUAGUCAUCCAAGAAUCAAUGCAUGA